UCAAAGUCAUAAGGACGCUUUGGUUUAGGUUGCAUGAACGCGGAAACGAAAUUGCUGAAACUUAUAUUUCUUAAGCUUAAACUUAAACCUAAUUCAAGCAAUGGCAGAAGAAGAAACCAAAUUGGCACCCAGUGAUGGUAAUGCAGUGAUGCAGGACUCACCUCCAUCUUACAAUGCCACAGCCACGGACGAGUCUGCAGUGGACAUGCCUGAGGGCCUUCCUCCCUAUGGUGCUAAUGGCUAUAAUGAGCCUCCUCCAUCGUACGAUUCACUGUUUGGGAAGAUGAAGGCUGCCAAAGCCUCCUCUGCUAACAAUGCCCAGUUUGCCAAGAGUUUUGUGGGCAUUCUGAUGGGAACCUUGGCCUGUACCAUCUUAUUUGGGAUUUUGUUGGCCGUUCCCAUUGCCAUGACCAUCAUAGGAGGUGUGUAUCUGAACGACUGUCCAGUGGAGAGGUAUAUCCCCAUCUACCUUCUGGUGGCCGGGGCGUUUGGGAUCAUCAAGAAUCUGUCCAGUCUAGUACAGAAAAUAAGGAACAAGAAAGAGGCAGGAGAGGAUGAUGACCAAAAACAUAUGAAAACUAAUCCAGGAGACAUGCUACUGAACUGCUUUUUGUUCGCCUGGUUUAUUGCAGGAAAUGUGUGGGUGUAUCGUACCUACGGUAACUUCAGUACUAACGACACCUCUCCCUUGUACUGCCAUCCUACCUGUUACUACUUUGCGUUCUGGAUCAUUACUUCUACGUACAUCUUGGCGGGGCUCAUCUGCUUCCUGACGUGCUGUGGGGGGAUUGUGGCUGCUAUCACUGCAGGAAAAUAAGUCUUAUUUUAGGAUGCAGUGUCCAUCAUCUAUAAGCCCACAAUUCUGAUAUGUCCAUAUGGUAAAUGAUCAAAAUCAUGUGUGAUAAUCAUAGGCUCAUGGAGACUUUUACCGUAACAAUAACCAAGCAUAAUGAUUAUUGUUCAAGUACAGGUUGUGUACGAAACAAUACUAAUAUUGAAUAUUUUCUUAUACUAAAAUUGGAAGUGUACAGAGGAAUCUAGACUAUCAUAGGAGGAACUCGCACACGGAAGAGCAAAAUGGCAAACAAUAGUUUUCUCUCUGUACAAGUAUUUAACACGAAAAUCAUUUACAGUAUUUCGAGAGACAACUAGGUCAGAUCUGUUUUUCUCGCCCAACAUAUUCUUGCUUUUAAUGCCAACCCUAAUAUUUUUGGACAAUCUUUUUGAAACACGCUUGUAAAAUCUUGGUCACUGUGUUCAAACAUAAUUUCAGUAUCAACAUUUUCAGAAUUAAUUAUGCCAAUCUACAUCAUCUAUUUUAUAGAGCGGAAAGAUUGAGUAACUUUAAGUGAAUUACUUAAUAUAAAUUUCUAGUAAAGGACAGAUUUGACAGGGUAACUUUAUAUUCUUGAUUUUUGACACUGCACUAUACACAUAUUGUUGUGUGGAUUUAUGUCAACGUAAAUCUGCUUACCAUUUUAAUAGAUAUUUUAAAUGUACCUGUAAUACAACAUAUUUAGUUACUACAAUGGGUUUUCUGUGGAAUAAUGAUCUAGUUACAUUGUAUAGGAUGUCUGAGCUAUUAUGUUACUUGUAUCUUUCAAUGAUACAUAGUUUCAAGUGAUUGUACAUACAGAGGCCGCUAAAGCUCAAGACAGGUUUCAACCAAGAGCACCAGUUGACCUCUCCAGAUCUGGGUAAAUUGAUGUUGACCUCUGCAGUGAAUGGCCUCCUAUGCAUAAUAUAUUUUAAUUUAGAUAGGACAUACAUGUAUAUUAAUUGUUUACUAUUUAUGGUAUAUUUUCUUAUCAAAUCUAUAGAAUGACUUAUACUUAUUUAUAUCAAGCAAUAGAUGAAACAGUAGUUUAUUCGUAUAUAUUUUCAAAAUGUCAAUAGUAUCUACAAAUAAUAUUGUUAAGUAGAUGUAUUUAUGUAUAGGGACUGGUUUGGAGCUAAAGAUGGGUCAGGGACAGUGGUAGAGAGCAAGUUAGUAGCAUGUGUCAUUUAGAUGGAUCAGAAACAAUUGGGGAACAACUUUGGAGCAGACGCCAUCAUUGAUUGGUCAACAACAGUUUUAGAGGGCAAGUAAGGAGCUGAUGUCAUGACAUAUAUUAUCAGUUUGUAGGAAACACGUUUAUAAUUUUUAUUGUCAUUUAGGAUGGUCAACAACAGUUGUACUUGUAAACAAGCUAGAAUGUGUCAUUAACAGCAGACAAUAAUAGAUGUAGGGGAAGGUUAGAGUUUAUUCCAUUUAGUAUUGCCAACAAAUGUUACCUUUCAGGUUGCUUUUUGUGAUUGCAUUUUUUUUUUCCACACAAGAAAUUUGAUUUUGUCUCUAAAUUUGUGUGUUCAUCAUGGUUACAUGCAUUUUCUGAAACUUAAAUUUUAAUUGUGCCAUGCUUGUAAUAUUUUGAUUUUUUGUUUGUUAUACAUACCAAAAGUACUCUCUGUGUUGAUUUUAUUUUGUUUUACAACUACUUUUUGUAUUACACAAUCAAUGUGAAAUUCGGAAGUUCAAAAAAAAUAUUCUUCUGUACUCAAAUUGUUUUGAGCCAUUUUGAAAAAUAUAAGAAAUAUUUUAAACCAUAUAAGUGUUAUUUUUGUGUGGUUGUGAUAUAGGUAUAAUUUUUUCUAAUACUUUUACUGAAAUGUUUGAAGUGAAAUGAUUUAAAACAGACCUUGACAUAUUGCCCUAUUGUAAUAUUUUGGAAGGAUGAAUCCUGAAAUCAGUUGAAUUACAGAGCCUGAAUCAUAUACAAAAUUAAACCUCUGGGCCCAGCGGUUCAAAAGGUGAUUAGCGCAAAUCUUAACUUUUGUGUAUCUAUAAGACUUAACCUUUGAAUUAGUUACAACUUUCUAGAUAUCAGAACUUCAGUUGAGUGAUUUUACCAUGUAUAUUGGCGAAAUUAUUAAAGGUUGAAAUAUGUUGUUAAACUCUGAUUCAGCUAACCACCUUUUGAACAACUGGGCCCUGUUAUAUUGUGGCAGGUUAUUCAAACUUAAAAAAACCCACCAUAUUUAACAAUGAAUUUUCUGUAUAAGAUAGCAACUUGAUGCUUUUUUUUCAAUGAUUAGAAAACAAAUAGUUAAGUAAAACCAGAAACACAGUUAAGUGUGUAAAUUUGAUGAUGACCUUGGUUUAUUCCUAUAUUCCUUAAGUCAUUGUCUCAUUAAGAAGAUGAUUCUUUUUUAUAAGAUUUAUUGGGAAUGAUUGAUAAAAUGUUACCUCAUCACGCCUACAAUCACAAUGUGUUGUCAUUACUGUUGUUCACUCGAUACAAAUGUUAACGUAUGUAUAUAGUCACUUCCGUAUCUUGCUUUAUUGUAUGUCAUCUUAU
Mizuhopecten yessoensis (Yesso scallop) is the source of this 3338-nucleotide messenger RNA. RefSeq lists its product as uncharacterized. Bases 101 to 817 code for a protein of 238 amino acids. The record is from RefSeq and is a predicted model, not a curated record. NCBI's taxonomy places the organism in Eukaryota, Metazoa, Mollusca, Bivalvia, Pectinida, Pectinidae. The transcript is spliced from 7 exons.